Molecule: messenger RNA, 420 nt
Organism: Haemonchus placei
Lineage: Eukaryota; Metazoa; Nematoda; Chromadorea; Rhabditida; Trichostrongylidae
Source: the annotation of a GenBank genome assembly
AUGGGGGGCGUUCAGGGCAGUGGAACAGUAAGCGAACGUGAGAGACAUAAAGAUGGAGGACAAGUGAGAGCGAGAAAAGUGCGCCUCGCGAACGCCGCCGGUCUCCUCCACCCCCUCGACAACGCGCGAUGGGGCAGACGAACGCGAAAGAACGAUGGAGGCGAACGGAGCGGACGUCGGCACGACGAUGGCGAACGCGACGAUGACGACGUGCUGAGCCGCCUGAUGGCGGCCGCCGCGGCGACGACGGAGGCAGGACGACGGGCGGAGACGACGGGCGCGGGUGGCUGGCCGGCCGGCUGGCUGGCUGACUGGCUGACUGGCUGGCUGCGAGGACGUGCGGACGGCGUUCUUUGGAUGCACUCUCUCUGUUACGGCCCGGCACUGCCCCGUUCGAACCCCAGCUGCACUUGUGCAUGA